Molecule: messenger RNA, 807 nt
Organism: Pygocentrus nattereri (red-bellied piranha)
Lineage: Eukaryota; Metazoa; Chordata; Actinopteri; Characiformes; Serrasalmidae
Exons: 4
Coding region: 38-547 (169 amino acids)
Biological process (GO): dolichol-linked oligosaccharide biosynthetic process
Molecular function (GO): hexosyltransferase activity
Source: RefSeq, a predicted model, not a curated record
UAUUUGUACGUGUUCGGUUUAUCUGAGCUGCUGUUUUAUGAAUACCAGCACCAUGAAUUCCGUGUUUGUAACAGUUGGAUCGACCUGUUUCGAUGAUUUGAUAGCAAGUAUGACUUCAGAUGAAGUCGUAAAGGCAUUAGUAGACCGAGGAUACACAGACGUGGUGCUUCAGGUUGGCCGAGGCUCGUUUGUCCCGGAUCCACAGAGCUGUCCUGGACUGAGGCUCGAAGCUUUCCGUUUUAAAGAGUCCAUAGCAGAAAACAUUCAGUUGGCUGAUCUGAUCAUCAGUCAUGCUGGGGCAGGAAGCUGUUUGGAGGCUCUUGGAGCAGGAAAGCCUCUGCUAGUAGUGGUCAAUGACAAGUUAAUGGACAACCAUCAAGUUGAGCUUGCCAAGCAGCUGCAGGCGGAUUCACAUCUCCUCUACUGCACCUGCAGCACUUUAUCUCAGACUCUCAGGGACAUGGACCUGUCAACUCUGCGGCCAUUUCUGCGUGGUCAGCCUCAGAAGUUUGCCAGCUUUAUGGACAAAGCUGUUGGGCUUGUGUGACUUUCUACAUCUGUCAUCAUAAGCAUCAGAAUGGAGGCAGACUGCAUGCAGAACUAUGCUCUCUCAGGAAAACCUGACUUAAGGAAUCUGCUGUCUUUGGUUCAUUGACUGCUAUAAAUUAACCAAAAAUACUUAGGGAAAUGGCUGCAUGUAGGAUUGUGUCUGUUGCAUCUGCUGCACCUUUGAAAUUUAUCUGGAUAGCCCUGGUAUAUAUAAGUCCAUUCAAUUUUUUGUAGGAUUAAUAAAUUAUUUUUAUAUCA